CUUCAAGUUCAAAACUGGUUAUCACCAUGUCAGAGUAUGAAUCAAUAAAGGCUCUCCACGACUCGUUACCCCCAUUUCGGCCUCUGAUUAGCGUCGCGCUCCUUCCAUACCUCGCGCUUAUCCUUUUAGCUUCAACUUUUGCUCUGGCUUUCUACUCCUCUAUCCUUCCGAAGACUACAAUACCUGGGAAGGAGAUUCCGCUGGCAGUCACGGCCAGUAUUCUUGGCGGGUUUGGAGUGGUGGCACUCUUCUGCACAGUGGGAGUCUACGUAUAAACACGUUCUGCUUUGUGCUGGAUGCUUGCAUCCUACAUUUCAUCUGGUCACUCUAUCAUUAUAUCUCUUCGGAAUAUCCAAAUCAAUGAUUCCUCCCCACUAUGAUGACCUUUCGUACGAAUAGGUAUAUCGGGGCUCUGGGAAGCUUGCGUCUCGUAGGAUGCCUGUUAAAGAUUUCAGCAUAAAAAUUCCUUGAGAUUAAGACAAACGAGUGAAUCACAAAAAUAAG
Molecule: messenger RNA, 504 nt
Organism: Lentinula edodes (shiitake mushroom)
Lineage: Eukaryota; Fungi; Basidiomycota; Agaricomycetes; Agaricales; Omphalotaceae
Exons: 3
Coding region: 27-275 (82 amino acids)
Biological process (GO): protein N-linked glycosylation
Source: RefSeq, a predicted model, not a curated record